Molecule: messenger RNA, 5861 nt
Organism: Antechinus flavipes (yellow-footed antechinus)
Lineage: Eukaryota; Metazoa; Chordata; Mammalia; Dasyuromorphia; Dasyuridae
Gene: C4H2orf72
Product: chromosome 4 C2orf72 homolog
Exons: 4
Coding region: 1-864 (287 amino acids)
Source: RefSeq, a predicted model, not a curated record
AUGGAGCCGGGGGCGGCGGCGGCGGCCGGGCCCGGGGACCUGCUGCAGGCCCUGCUGGAGGGCGCGGGGGGCCGCGGCCGGGUGCUGCUGGUGGCCGAGCUCUGGGAGCGGGAGCAGAGCCGCAGCCUCAUGAGGGACUUCGCCCGCCACGUCUUCCCGGAGCCGCGGGAGGAAGAGGAGGAGGAGGCGGCCGCAGCGCGGGCUCCCGGCCGCGGGCCUCCGGAGCGAGCCAUCUGCUCCCCACUCGUGUUCGUGCUGUGCCGAGAAGCUUCCCUGCGGGCCCCGGAGCCGCGCCUGCGCCUGCGGGAGAUCCUGCGGGACGUGCGCGCCCGGAGGCGGCGGCGGCCUCGUUGGCGGCCUAGAUGGCGGCCCCCGCCUUGGGGGCCCUCGGGGGACUGCGGCGGAGGGGGCGGCGCAGCGCUGGUCGGGGUGCUGGUGGAAGAGCCUGGCGACGGCCGCGGCGAGAACCAAGGCGCGGAGGAGGGAAGCGGAGCCGAGGCCAUGCACCUGCUGGAGGCGCUGCUGCGCUCCGUAUUCGGCCGGGACGCGGGCGGCCCGGUGCAGGCUGCCUGCUACUGCCCCGCGCGCCCGGACAGCGCCGCCGACGUGCAGAACGCAGCCUGCCGGGCCCUGCGAGCAGCCGCCGGCCAGCGGCCGCCAGAGGGGAUGCGAGAGAGGCUGGGAUUCCAGAGGCUGCUAAGAUGCCUUUCCUGGUCAUCGUGGAGCAGGAGGAAGGGCCGGGCUAACAGCCCCACCGACAGCCCAGAGGAGGAUGGUUUCCAGAACCCCUCAGAAGAGCUGGCACUGACAGUUCUAUCUCCCAAUGGACACUGUGAGGACAUCGAGGGAAGGAUAGGAGCCUAAAUGCCCUAGACCACCGCCCAGAUCCUGGAUUGACAAGUUGUGAGCACCAGUGAGACUAGGACACUUGGGUUCUGUUCCUGCUUCUGCCUCAUCUUGAGGACUGAAGCUGGGCCUUUCCCUGUUCCAUGCUCUAGUCUUAUCCCCAUGUCAAGUGGAAGGUGAUGCUAUCUGUCACCUCUAUACCUUCCACUAAUGCGGUGAGACUGGGCUGGUGAUCGAAGAGGAAAUACGUCUCAUUGGCCUGAGCAGCAGAUGGUAAAAAUGGGCUCUCUGGGAUCUGCUCCUAAUCCAGAGCUAUCUUACUUUGUGAUCAAGGCUGUUACUUCAUCUUUCUAUGCCUCAGUUUACCAAUCUGUAAAUUGAGAAGACACACUCACCUCAUAGUGGUGUCAUGUGAAGUCCCUGCCUUGGGAAGGGUAACCUAGGACUUUGUAGAUCUACAGUGUUAUAGCAAUCCUCCAUGUUGGUUAAUAUGCAUGAUGGGCUUGGUGUGUGUACACAGUCGUACACAUUCCUCCUUUCCACUAUCAUGUAGUGGAAAGAGCAUUAGCCUAGAAUUUAAGGCUCUGAUCCUAUCUCACUAACUAGAAAACUAGAGGCCUCGGUUGCCUUAUUCGUAGAGUGAAAGGAAUGGACCAGAUGACCUUAAAAAGUCUUUUCUAACUCUGACAUUCCUAGAUUGCAUCCUUGAGGAUCAAUAAAUAUACCUUGAGGACAAAUAAAUACAAUAUAAAUAAACAUACUGUUAAAAAAAGAUUCUUAUAAGCACUGGAAGUUUAAGCCAAGUCUAUCCAUAAUUUGUUGUUGUUGUUGUUUUAAUGUUUAAUUGAUGCCCUCUGUUUUUUUUUUUUAUCACAGUCAUUUUCUUUAGCCUGCUAGCUCACUCUUAACCGAGAAAAAAUAUUGUCAUGGAAUCGAUCAGCACCAGGAGCUGUCCCCAUGGCAGAGCUCUUGGGCCCUGAGCCAUUUAAUAAGAUGUCUUAUGCAAUUCUUCUGGUCCUGCUGGCCUUUUAGGGUCUACAAGUGUUUUCCCUGAUUGCAGUCACUGUAAUUUCAUUCAUUUUUUUUUACUGAAUAGACUCCUAAAAGACUAUAGCACACGCUUCUAAAUGUGUUUUUUAAAAAGAGUCCUGGUACGAACCCCAUACUGCAUAGCUGAUUCGAAGCUGUACUUUGCCACAAAUAUUUGGCACCUCAUUUUUCUGAACUUCAACUUCCUCCUCUGUAAAAUGAGGGUUUGGAUUUGAUCUCUGAGGCCCUAUCCGGAGAAUCUUUUGUUUUUACGUCUCGCUCAUUUCAGAGGCUAGCCCACCACUCUGUUCCCUACCCAGACGCUCUCCUCUAUGGUGACUUUCUGACUGAAUUUCCCAGUCAGGCAAGUGACCUUUCCCCUUCAGAGUUCCAAGUUCCUGAGAGGUUGAGAUAUUUCUUUUCUAUCUCUUUGGGUUGGGCCCCCACCAGCUUUGUUUUUCCCUACUAGUAGGGAUCUAAGGCUAAUGCCCUAUUUCCAUUAAACCACUUAAAAUCUUUUAGCUUUUACAAAGGGGCUUUUUACUUCAAAGAUAUAGCCAGAACAGAAUGUACAAACAUUCCCCCAAAGCUCCUUUGGCAUCUUCUCCUUAUUAGAUCAAUUCCUACAUAAUACUGGUACCAUCAGGUUUAUAUCCAAUGACAUUAUCUCUGCUGAAUGAUCCUUGUCUCAGAACCCCAAAGCUAUUUCUUUUUUUAAUAGCUUUUGAUUUUCAAAAUAUAUGCAAAGAUAGUUUUCAACAUUCACUCUUGCAAAACCUUGUGUUCCAAAUUUGUCUCCCUUCCUUUCCCUCUCCCCCCUCCCCUAGAUGGCAAAUAAUCCAAUAUACGUUAAAUAUGUGCAAUUCUUCUAUAUGUAUUUCCACAAUUAUCACACUGCGUGAGAAAAAUCAGAUCAAAAAGAGGAAAAAAAUGAGAAAAAACAAAAAGCAAGCAAACAACAAAAAGGUGAAAAUGCUCUUUUGUGGUCCACACUCAGUCCCCACAGUCCUCUCUCUGGGUGCAGAUGGCUCUCUCCAUCACAUGUCUAUUGGGACCCAAAGUUACUUCUAAAAAUGAUCAAUUCCUCUCCUUGUUCUUCAAUUCUGACUGAAAAAUUGAACUUGGAUUCGUGUGACUCAGUUUCCCAAUUUUCUGAAACUCCCAUGGUUGAAGUCUCUGCUGUCUACAUCCCAGUUUGAAAAGUGCACAUGAAAAAGCCAAAGAUAGAUGUUUGUUUGUUGGGUCCCAUGGCUUUGGAGGGGUCCCAAGGUCUUUCUCUGUAUAGCAUGGACUCUGUGAGCAAAGCAGCCUCUGAAUAAAGCAAAAAAAAUGAUGAAGAGCAAGUGGCCAAUGGCAACAGGUCAGGAACCUCCCUUUCUGCAUUCAGUUUGCCACUGGAAUCAGUUGCAAGAUGUCUAUACCUGCCCAACCCUCUUGCGAGAGACUUCCCAUUCCUAUCAUCACAAUUCUCCAGGAAACAAGUUCCCUAAAUACCUUCCACGUGGAGAGGUUAUAUCAGCCAAAGAACUGAUGGAGUCUGUGUGUCAGACUCCAAUGACAACAAAAUAGAAAAGAAAAAUAAAGCAGAUUUGUCAAAACCAGCCCAUCAAAUCAAGUCCGAUAGUGUAUGCGAUGUUCUUCCUCCAUUGGCCCCCACCUUGAAAAGAUAGGAGGGAGGUACAUCUUCUCAUCUCUUCUCCAUGGGAAAGCUUGGUUAAUGAUCACGACUGUGAUGACUUCCUGAAGGAGCAGCUCUACUUAGACUGCUUUGUAGAAAAGAGACUGAAGGUAAUCUCAGCUCUCCAGUUCCCAGAUUCUUCUGGAGCAUAACGGAACUCAUCUGGGAGCGUUCUGGAGGUGAGAGUCAAGAUGGGGCUGUACUGAGAACUCAGGAGGGGAAUGACUCUGCAGCCUUGUGAGGAGGGAGCCUUCCAUUCUAUGGCCCAUCAUCUGGAAAUGGUGGGCCCGAGAGUCAAGCUCCCCAUGGAGCAGAUUAACUGAAGAGGAGAUAAGUGAUUGGGGAUAAUUGGAAACAGGAACCGGGUUGGAGCUAUCAUCUGGGCUUUUCAGCCAUUGUUCAGAGUGACAGAAUUUUUUCCUCGGUGUCCAAGAAUCGGAGCUGGCCUUUUGUGAAAAGCCAAGAGAGCCAUUUCCCCGGGGAAAUGAAGCGUUCCUCUCUGCCCUGCCCUCCAGUUUAGAAGGAAGAGAAACGGGCUAGAGUCCAAAUCCAGCUUUCUGAGGAGACACAGUCUGAUGGAAGGAUGGGCAGCUUCUGCCAAGGCAUUUCAAUGCUCUGGGUUUCCCAUUCAGCAAAUGAAUUGAAACCAACUUCCAUCUCUUAAAGCUGUCUCAAGGGAAAGAGCAUGUGCCAGGACUGGCUUGGGGACCGAGCGAUUUCUCCACACACAAGAGCGGCUUGAGUGAAACCGAGCCCGGCAUUUUGGUGUGUGUUCAGUUUUUGUGGCUGAGAUCUUUUGCUUUUACAUUUCCCGUGGGAAACGAGGCAACGCGGUAGAUUGAGAGCUGGCUUUAGAAUCAGGGAAACCAAGAUUCAAGAGCUGCCUUUGACCCACACAGGCUUCAUGCCCCUGGACAAAUCACUUCCUGGGUCAGGCAACACUUUUUAAGAUGAGAGGCAGAUUGGGAGCUGACCUACCCACUUACCAAGUUCAGGGUGGACCGUCUCCUUGUCUGGCUGUUCCUUAUACCAGUGAAAUCAUAUGUAGACCCUAUUCCUAUUAUUUCCUAAUAUGUUCUUCCUCGAGAGCCAUUCCUUAUCAGAGGGGGAAAAAAGGCAAAAAAUCCAGCAAAAAUAACCAAAUGUUUGACAUUUCACAGGGAAUUGCACACUAUAGUCUUCUACCUCUAUGAAAAAUGAAUGGAUGGCAUCAUCCAGCUCUUCUUUGGGGCUGAGUUUUCAGGAUCUUAUUUUAAAAUGGGGACGAUUGGUGUCUCUGAGAUUGCCCAGGAGGUGGUGGUGGGUAGAUAUUUCUAGGGAGCUCUUUCCGUCCUUUUUUCUUGAUCUACGUCUUGAGUAGGGGAGACUUGUCUGCUCCAAUCUCUCUCUUGCUCUCUUUUUUUUGUUGUUGUUUUAAAGUUCUUCUUCAAAAUCAGUCUUUCUAGAUAAGACUUCUCCCGUCCUUCCCCAGCGAACCUUCCCUUCUAACAAAGAUGUGUAUGUGUGUGGAGAGGGGGGAAGUUGAACAAAACUAACUGAGAUAUUGAUCAUGGCUGACAAUGUCCACAAUAUUCCAUACCCAUAGUUCCCCAAUACUUUCCAGUAUUUUCUGUGAAAAGAAGCCAUUUUAAAUUUACGCCAUCCGUGGCUGCUCAUGGGGUGUCUCUUACGGGCAGAAAACUGGGCUGGGAAUAAGAAUCCAGCUCUCCCAGACUCCUGCUGAUCUGAGGCUCAGCAAUGAAUACCAGAUGGGGUCUAGGUUCUGCCCUUUCUGAGCCACAGCUGCUCUUAGAACUUUCUGGAGCUUCUAUUCCUCAUCUUAUUAAAGGGUGGAGAGAGGUAGUAACACUUUCAUUAGCACUGACCUUUUAGGGCUAAUGGGGAGCAUGAGACUUUGGCGACUAAUAGUAUCAGGCGUCAGAGCACCAAGCUAUCGCUCUUGUCUGUUCACCUCCCCGACUCAUGAAGGCCAACGGCCUCCUCCCAACCUUCCUGACCUUGAGUCUUUUCCAAAAUAAUAAACUCGCCAAGGUUGCUGUACCCAUUCCCCCCACCCCCACCCCGAGGAGAUGGUUGUUAAACUCAGAAGGAGCUUCCUUUUUGAGGUUGACCAUCUCGGAGAUCUUUAAAAAUGGGAAGCAUUCCUAGAGCAUCCCAGUGGUUCUCAGGCUGGGAUGACGAGGGUCUUCUGGGAAGCUCUGGUGCCAUUGUUUUCUGGUUUAUUUUCUGGUUUUUAUAUAUCAAUGUUUAACUUUUUCCAACAUGAAGGAAGAACCUACUUAUUUAAUAAAAAUUAGAUAAUACCUUA